Danio rerio (zebrafish) is the source of this 1289-nucleotide messenger RNA. Lineage: Eukaryota; Metazoa; Chordata; Actinopteri; Cypriniformes; Danionidae. The record is from RefSeq and is a predicted model, not a curated record.
GGUGAACACACACUGAAACUCACAGACGGCAGAGGAGACGGUAAUGCAGGAGUUUCUGAGGGUCUCCUGAGGGUCUGUGGAGCUGCAGAUUCAGAUUCUUCAUCUCAGCUGGCGGGUGAGGAUGGAGGGCGUUCUGGAGACUGCGCUGUCUGUGUGUAUGUUCAGACUGAUGAUCAGUGUAUUGUUGUGUCCAUCUAUACUCACACACAGCACCACUGCGGUCAGUCUGUGCUGCUGCUGCCUGGUUCUCUUCACAGACCUCGCCGUCACCUUGUUCCUGCUCUACAUGUGGCUGGUGGAGUUCUGGACGAUUCCCUUUUCAGUGUCCUCAGACGUCAUCGGCCUGCGCUUCCUGCUGUUUCUGUGUCAGUCUUAUGCAGUGGUGCUGCUCUUAACACCUCCUCUGAUGGCUGUGGAGAUGCUGCUUCAUAUGCUGCAGCCUCAAAACGCAGGUCAAUCCCACCACAAGCAAUGCCUUUCUAGGAUCAUCGGCUUCUUGGGAUGUUGUCUAGCAUGGACGGUGAGCGCGCUUUACUGCAGCCAUGACUGGACGCUGGAACGGAUGUCUGUGGAGGAUUGUCUGAAGAAAGAAGGAUGGCUUGUGUUGUGCCUUCCCCAUUUUGAUGACUUAUACAGCGCUCUUCUUGCACUGGUGGUCCUGUUGAGUUUGACAGGGGGUUUAAUCGAGAUGAAGGCGUCCCGUAGAACACCUCAAGAUGACAUCAAGCUUAUGCAUACGUCACUAACUCUGGUAGAAUGUGAAAAGGCCGCCGGCAGCUGUGCUGUUCACAGGGUUGGGUUUGUGUACAGUGAGCCGCGAUGGUUGUGUCCUCAGAAUGAUGCGCUGUGCCCUGAACAAACCAGUUUGACAGACGGUUACAUCCAGAAACAAAGGCAAUCAGCCGGCCGUGCUGUGUUUGCGCAGUCUAAAAGUGAUCUUCUGCUGGAGGUCUCAUCACUGCUGUGUAAAACAGAUCAGCGGAUCUCUAACUGCACACACUGCCGCCUUCAUAAAAGGGAAAGUCCCUGCUUGGGGCCAGAAAUGUUCACAGGGUUGGUAUGCGUGGCUCUGCUUUGCUGUUUUCCCACAGUCGUCAGCAGUAAUGUUCUUCUAAUCUUUAACCUGGAGAAGCUGGUGGCGUACAGUUUGAAACUCUUAUCUCUGUCAGUCAAAAGACGCCCGCUUCUGUAAAUGAUGUUGGAAAAAAAACUCUGAAUGACCUCUGACACUGGAUCUGUUUUGGAAUUGAAGAAACUGGAUUAUUAAAAAGAAAAUUUACACAAAAAAA